Ruditapes philippinarum (Manila clam) is the source of this 1378-nucleotide messenger RNA. RefSeq lists its product as uncharacterized. Gene Ontology annotation, biological process: carbohydrate biosynthetic process. The coding region runs from base 32 to 1345 and encodes 437 amino acids. The record is from RefSeq and is a predicted model, not a curated record. Gene Ontology annotation, cellular component: membrane. Gene Ontology annotation, molecular function: sulfotransferase activity. The transcript is spliced from 3 exons. Lineage: Eukaryota; Metazoa; Mollusca; Bivalvia; Venerida; Veneridae.
AAACUGUGCCUUGGCUUAUAAAGUGAUUAAAAUGAAGUGCGGCAAGAGAAAUGCUAUAAAAUUGACGAUACUGGCUGCAUCAAUGCUUUUUAUAUCAAACAACUUGCCAUUUACAGGUGAAAGGAUCGCCAAAGAUAUUUCAAGGUUUGUGCAUGGGAAAACUCGUAGACUUCGUUCUCACAAACAUAUUCAGAAUACAACGCGAUGUGUGAAUUCAACGAGCUUUGGCAGUCUUACAGAGGCUAAGGUUUCAGAUGGUUAUAACCUUGCAAAAAGAAUAAACGCUGCAUGCCGAAGAACAAAGUCUUCUAAGAGGCGAACUAAAGUGUUUGGUGUCUAUAAAUGGGGUUCUACAGAAACCUGUGUUAUUUGGAAAAUAGGGACUACUUUUAUUAAAAGACUUUAUAUGAUGAAAAAGAUACCCGCUUUUAAAAAUGUUAUUAAUCCAUACAGCAUUCGUUUUGAUAAGCGUUUUCUUCCAACUGCGUCAAUGUCACAAGACAGUGUUACAAGCAGAUUUAUGUUUGUUCGAAAUCCGUUUUAUCGAUUAACGUCAGGAUAUGUAGACAAACUGUUAGCCCCAAACCCUGUGUAUUGGAAAAUAAUAGGUAUUCCCGCAAUACGAAAAACAAGGAAACAUCCAAAUGUUACGAGUCUUAAAUGUGGUCAUGACCUUCAAUUCCAUGAGUACGUCAAAUACGUAAUAAAAGCUCUUAAUCCUAAGCAAAGGAGUGCAAAACCUGAUGGGCAUUUUGAUAGAAUGACCUCUUUGUGUAAGCCUUGUACGGCACAUUACGAUUUUGUCGGUAAGAUGGAAAGUUUUACUGAAGAUGUGGUAGAGCUAGGUAGACACCUAAAACUCCCUCGUAAAACAAUGGAUAUAAUCAAAGACAAGAAAAAUCGAUUUUCAUGGCUUGAUGCCAUUGAAGAUACAGCACAUCAACCUUUUGAUGAAUAUUUCCAGAAACAGUACGCUCAUUGCAUCAGCUUUAAACAAGCUUUACAAAGAUCAUGGAAGAAAAUGCAAAUACGAGGCUUAAUUGGAAGACAAGAUUUUCCGUUGGAUGAGUUGCAUAUAAAUAAUAUAUCAGAACAAGCAUUUAUUGAACUAGCAAAAGCUGCACGUUUUUCUUCUACGUCAGAUGAAAGAAAACAACUGCAGAAAGAACAUUUCUUACAAAUGUACUCAAAGGUACCUAUAAAUGAUUUAGAAAUGAUAAGUAAAAUUUAUGAAUCCGACUUUCGUAUUUUUGAGUACGAUGAUCACCCUAGCAUUCUCUUUGGGGACUUGAGAAAGUCAAAUGAUGAUUAUGCAAGGCAUAAUAAAUCUUUGAAAUACCAUUAAACCGUAUUGUCUUUGCUUAACAUACUGGUUAAU